AAGGGCAAUGGCACUGCAGCUCCUCAACCAACAGUGCAGUCACACUCUCGCACACUAUCUGCAUAAGAAGGGGAUAAGCUACCUGAUUCAUGCCAUCAGUUUCAGUUGCAUCCAGCAUGAGCAAGCUCAAGUUCUUGGUCACUGUCGUCCUCGUGAUCCUGCUACUGUUCGAUUCAUCGUCUUCAGGGCAAGCUGAGACAGCAUAUACCAAUUAUGAAGUGACUUCUAAAGUGAAAGAGAGAAUUCAGAAACAUAGCAGGAGGGUUCUGACAGAUGUUCAGGACUAUGACUAUGGAGGACCCAACCCUAGACAUGAACCACGUAAGAAGCCUGGAAAUGGACACUAAUCGCCUCUUCUCCACACUGAAACCUUGACAAAGAUAAGUCAGAUACUCAGAUGAUCCCAAAUGCUACAAUCACCAGACCACUAUCUUACUGUAAUGUACUAGAAUUAAGCAGAACUGUUAGGUACUAUUGUGUCGUUAAUUACCUUGUAAUAUGUUGGUCAGGUGCAUGGAGUUCAGGUCAUUUUAGACAGUACCUGCGUGUAUUCAGGUGUGUGCUUAUAUAACUAGCAACUGGUAAAAUACAACUACUGAGGACAUUUUGUAAGUUGAGACUUCAGAUAUGUGAGCUAUCUUGUUUGCAAAUCUUCGGUUGUGUUUUGAAUAAAACGAGCAUUUUGGCUCCGUAUAAAGUUUGAAUGUUCAGAGUACU
Molecule: messenger RNA, 717 nt
Organism: Oryza sativa Japonica Group (Japanese rice)
Lineage: Eukaryota; Viridiplantae; Streptophyta; Magnoliopsida; Poales; Poaceae
Source: RefSeq, a predicted model, not a curated record